Molecule: messenger RNA, 2533 nt
Organism: Amphibalanus amphitrite
Lineage: Eukaryota; Metazoa; Arthropoda; Thecostraca; Balanomorpha; Balanidae
Product: splicing factor 3B subunit 2-like
Exons: 12
Coding region: 317-2377 (686 amino acids)
Biological process (GO): mRNA splicing, via spliceosome
Cellular component (GO): U12-type spliceosomal complex; U2-type spliceosomal complex; U2 snRNP
Source: RefSeq, a predicted model, not a curated record
AGCAUCUCUUUGGCGCAGCGCGUCGAAAAUGAGUCAAUUUAUAUUUGCGUGUGUUUGGCGUGUGUGCUCAUUGGAAAUUAGACGUCAACAUUUAUUAUUUUUCAUAAACAUUGGCCACGCGCGUUUUUAUAUCUUGGUGGAGAACCGCCAGUGCAAGACAUUAUUACAGAAUAAAUGGGACUGAUAUUGAUCAUGAUGUAAUGUUCAUUAGGAGCUGAACAUAACAAUAACGUUCAAGUCGAAGUCUCGGAGCCAGAGGAAGCAUUAGGAUCUAGGAUAGGUUGUGUAUCUGUCUCUGGCAUCAUCCAGCCCAGUCAUGUCGGACCAUUCCGGCCCGCCGCCGCUGUCUGGGCCUCCGCCGCCGCUGCUGCGCUCCGAGCCGCCGCCGUCGGCAUCGGGGCUGCCGUCGGUGCCACCACCACCGAGCCUGACAUCCGUGCCGCCCCCGCCCAACAUCAGCUCGCUGUCGUCUGAGCCGGCGUCCGACGCCAAACCGGCCGUUCAGCUGCCGGGCGUGCUGGAGCGCGCGCUCAACUACAAGCUGGAGCGGGCCAAGGAGGUGGGCGUGGAACUGAGCGAGCUGGAACGGAUCGAGGCGGAGGGCCUGGCCGCCAUGCCGCAGGCACCGCCGCCGCCCAAAAUCCGCGAGGAUCCCGCACGAGCCAAGGAGCAGCGCGAGGAAAAGCAGAAGAAGCGCAAGGAGCUGCGCAAAAAGAAGAAAAAGAAGAAGAAGCGCCCCCGUGCCGUACAGCAGAACGGUACCAGCCAGAAGGCCGACACAGAAAGCGCAGACGAUGUCGAGAUAGAGUACGUGGCGGACGCGCCAGAAAUGGACCCGUCCGACCCGCUCUACCGCCAGUUCGCGCACAUCUUCGAGACGUUCAAGAUCAGCGAGCCACCGUCAUCUGAGCAGGGCGGCGGCGACGGACACAACGCGUCUGCCGACGACCAGGCGCCCCAGCAGCCGCAGGAUCUCAAAAAGGUGCCCAAACUGCUGGACGGCGACGACGACAGCGACGACGAGGGUGACGACACCGACCAGCCCAAGAUCUCCAAGCGCAAGAUGAAGAAGCUGACGCGCAUGACGAUCGCGCAGCUGAAGCAGCAGGUGGCGCGGCCGGACGUGGUCGAGAUGCACGACGUCACCUCCCGCGACCCGCUGCUGCUGGUGGCGCUCAAGAGCACGCGCAACACGGUGCCCGUGCCGCGCCACUGGUGCUUCAAACGCAAGUACCUUCAGGGUAAACGAGGUAUCGAGAAGCCGCCGUUCGACCUGCCCGAGUUCAUCAAGAAGACCGGCAUCAUGGAGAUGAGGCAGGCGCUGGCAGAGAAGGAGGAGGCCAAGAACAUGAAGGCCAAGAUGCGGGAGAAGGUGCGACCCAAGAUGGGCAAGAUCGAUAUCGACUACCAGAAACUGCACGACGCAUUUUUCAAGUGGCAAACCAAGCCGCGUAUGACAAUCCACGGCGACCUCUACUACGAGGGUAAGGAGUUCGAGACGCGACUCAAAGAGAAGAAGCCGGGCGACCUGUCGGACGACCUGCGCACCGCCCUGGGCAUGCCUGUCGGCGCCAGCAGCAACAAGAUCCCCCCGCCGUGGCUGAUCGCCAUGCAGAGGUACGGCCCGCCGCCGAGCUACCCCAACCUGAAGAUCCCCGGUCUGAACGCGCCCAUACCGGAGGGCUGCAGUUUCGGCUACCACGCCGGCGGCUGGGGCAAGCCGCCGGUGGACGAGCACGGAAAGCCGCUCUACGGAGACGUGUUCGGCGUCCAGAGCAAGGACUUUGACAACGCCGCCGGCGACGAGGACGUGGAGCGGACUCUGUGGGGCGAGCUGGAGUCCGAGUCCGAAGAGUCAGAGUCGGAGGAGGAGUCAGAGGAGGAGGAGGGCGAGGGCGUGGAGGAGUCGGGCCUGGUCACCCCGGCCGAGGGACUCAUCACGCCCUCGGGGGUGACCAGCAUCCCCGCCGGCAUGGAAACUCCGGAGAUGAUCGAGCUCAGGAAGCGCAAGGUCGAGACCGAAAUGGAGGGAGGCGAGACGCCGUCGCUGUACCAGGUGCUGCCUGAGCGGCGUAACGAGCGUGUCGGCGCUGCCAUGAUGGCCUCCACACACACCUACGAUCUGCCCGGCAAGCGGCCGGCCGGCGCGGGCGGCGAGGGCGUCGAGGUGGCGCUGGACCCGUCCGAGCUGGACCUGGUGGAUACAGACGCCAUGGCGCAGCGCUACGAGGAGCGCAUGCGGGAGACCCAGCUAGAGAAGGAGGACCUCAGUGAUAUGGUGGCUGAGCAUGCGGCCAAACAAAAGAACAAACGGAAGCGGCAGCAGGCGCAACAGGACGACAAAAAGUCCAAGAAGUACAAGGAGUUCAAGUUCUAAGGGACGUGAGUCGUUUGCUGGGGUUCAUCGCAGAACACCGAUGCCGGUAAUAUUCCGAGAACAUGUAUCAUGUGCGCACUUUGAGAGGGAGUUUUUCAUCCGAGCUGGUCACUGGGUCGCGCGCCUGCCGUUCGUCCAAUACAUGUAACGUCAGAG